Molecule: messenger RNA, 1215 nt
Organism: Geodia barretti
Lineage: Eukaryota; Metazoa; Porifera; Demospongiae; Tetractinellida; Geodiidae
Source: the annotation of a GenBank genome assembly
AAAACAGUUGGUGCCGCUGUUUCUGGCGGCUUGGAUAGUUGUACCAUCACGAAGUGGUUAGUCGAUAACGGUGUCAAGGUCGUCUGUUUUACGGCAGAUCUCGGACAACCUGACGAACGAGAUGUUUCCGAAAUUCGGGAACGGAUGUUGGCAUGCGGUGCUGAAGACGCUAUUAUUGUCGACGCGAAAGACGCGCUUGCGGAAGCAGGCAUCCGCCUCGUCCAGUGUCAAGCCAUGUAUGAAGGUGGGUACUGGAAUACGACUGGUAUCGCGAGGCAUGUUACGGUGAAAGCACUCCUACCGGAGAUGGAAAAGCGCGGUGUCACUAUCUUAACACAUGGUGCAACUGGUAGAGGCAACGAUCAGGUGCGAUUUCAACUCGCUACCAAUAUGCUCAAUCCACACUUUGCUGUCUAUGCACCGUGGCGAGAUCCGAACUUCCUCAAAGUGUUCGGUGGCAGGAAAGAGAUGAUAGACUUCUGCCAAGCACAUAACCUACCGAUUACUGCGACACACGAGAAACCCUACUCAACCGACGCGAACCUCUUGGGACUCACACAUGAAGCCGGACGACUCGAAUCGUUGAAAACCCCGGCAGGUUUUAUUACCCCCGGCAUGGGAGUCCAUCCGAAAGACGCGCCUGAUGACGUGGAGCACUUCACGGUUACCUUUGCGCGGGGAACGCCUGUUGAGGUUAACGGAAGUCCUGUCACAUCGCUCCAGGGUCUAUUGGAGGCAAAUCGCAUCGGUGGACGAAAUGGUGUCGGAAUUGGCAUUCACACCGUUGAAAAUCGGUUUGUCGGGAUUAAGAGUCGUGGCGUUUAUGAAUCACCGGGGAUGGAAUUGCUUGGGAAGUGUUACGAGUAUCUGCUUCAACUGAUUUUAGAUAGACGGGCGCGCCGACACUUUGAUGGCGUAGCCACCACGAUUGCGGAGCAGAUUUAUCAAGGUUACUGGUUCGAUGCUGCGACGCAAGCACUACUGGCUUCUAUUGAACCGCUCACUAACUUAGCAAGUGGAACCAUUACAGUUGCACUCUACAAGGGUAACGUCGCUUUCCAUGCCUCAGGUGGGGCACCGCAUUCGCUCUACUCUGAAGAGACGGCAUCUAUGGAAGCAAUUGGGGACUUUGACCACGCCGAUUCGGAAGGAUUCUUAGCGGUACUCGGUGUAGGUGCGCGGGCAUCGGCUGUUGCAGGACAGACACAGGAGUAG